Molecule: messenger RNA, 1595 nt
Organism: Pistacia vera
Lineage: Eukaryota; Viridiplantae; Streptophyta; Magnoliopsida; Sapindales; Anacardiaceae
Product: inactive protein kinase SELMODRAFT_444075-like
Exons: 7
Coding region: 57-1556 (499 amino acids)
Biological process (GO): protein phosphorylation
Molecular function (GO): ATP binding; protein kinase activity
Source: RefSeq, a predicted model, not a curated record
ACUCCUUGAAAACAAAAAUAAAAAGCCACAGUGGCCUUUUGAAGACAAAAAGUGAAAUGACAAAUUUCAAUAGUGUCAAGGCAAUGAAGACACCACCUAAUAAUCAAGCACGAAGAUCGAUAGAUUCACCGUGCCUGCAGCGAAAACCUGAAGGCCUGCAAAAGCAGUCAUAUGAUCAGCUUAUAACAAGAAGAAAGUCCUUGUCUAGUUACAAAAGUGAAACACUUGAAUCAUCACCAACUUCUUCAACUAUAGAAAGAACCUCAAGCAUUAGAAAAGCAAUGUCUAUUUCCAUCAAAAAUCCACCUAUGCCACCACCCCUUUGCUCAAUUUGCAAGCACAAUGCUCCUAUUUUCGGCAAAACACCGAGGAAAUUCAGCUACAAAGAGAUUGCAAGAGCAACUGGUGGUUUCGUGAACGAGAACUUCUUGGCUGAGGGUGGAUAUGGUAAGAUAUAUCGGGGAGUCUUACCUGAUGGGCAGGUUGUUGCAGUGAAGCAACAUAAGACGUUGAGUGCACAAGGAGCCUCAGAAUUUGUGUCUGAGGUUGAGGUAUUGAGCUGUGCACAGCACCGAAAUUUGGUGAUGUUGGUUGGCUAUUGCUUUGAGACAGAAUGGCUUCUGAUAUAUGAGUUUGCUUGCAAUGGUUCCUUAGACAAGCAUUUGUAUGGGAGAGAGAGUAAUGAGGUGAUGUCCUGGACUAACAGGAUGAAGGUUGCAAAGGGAGCAGCUAGAGGUUUGAGAUAUCUUCAUGAAGAUUGCAGAGUGGGUUGUAUCGUACAUAGAGAUUUUAGACCUAAUAACAUCCUCCUCACCCAUGACUUCAGACCAAUGGUGGGAGAUUUCGGUUUGGCAAGGUGGCAGGCCGAUGGACAGUUAGCAGAGGAGACUCGUGUCGUAGGUGCUUUUGGGUAUUUAGCGCCAGAAUACACUCAGACUGGACUCAUAACAGAGAAAGCUGAUGUAUAUGCAUUCGGAGUUGUUUUGUUGGAGCUAUUAAGUGGCUUCAAAGCAACCGAUUUUUCGAGAAACACAGGAAAACAAUUUGUAAUGGAUUGGGGGAAACCAUUACUAGAAAAGAAAAUGGUGAAUGAAAUAAUAGACCCCAGAUUGGAUCAAUUUUAUGUGGAGAAGGAAGUUGAAUGCAUGAUGUAUGCAACUAGCUUAUGCAUUUCUCCUAUUCCAGAACAAAGACCUACCAUGUCUAAGGUACUUAAAAUAUUAGAAGGAGAUAUAGCUGCUGAUCAUAUGGCUUACAAUUUAUCUAGACAUUGCACUCCUAAUUACCCAAAAAAAUACAUAAACAACAUCUACGGUGAAGAGACUCCGAUUUGCCAGACACCAAACUCUAGAAAUCCCCAAAAUUUACUCCUGCAAGCGAAGAACAAAAUGAAUCUGAGUCCUCCCAGAUUGAUGCCAUUGACAACGUUAAAACAACAUAAAGUGGUAAGCAAUGGAAGGGAUUUGAACAAGUCUGAUGAGCUUGUCAGUGAAGAAUAUCAAGAAUAUUUACAUGUGUCAUUGGCCAAGUUUAUUCAAAAUUUGAAUGAAAAGUGAAAAACUUACUGAAGAUGCAAUAAGAGCAGAGUAAAAGAA